AUGCUCGCCAAACUCUCCGUCCAGCUCCUCGCAGCUGCAACCAUCGUCUCCGCCUUUCCUAACCCCCUCAGCCUCCUCAGUCGCGCCGUCAUCAACCACGAUGCCGUCGUCGCCUUCCCUCAGACCGUCCCCUCUGGCCUGACCGGCAGCUUAUAUCUUAAGUAUAAGCCCUACCUAAAGGUCUUCAACGGUUGUGUGCCGUUCGCCGCUGUCAAUGCCGCGGGCGAUACUGGCGGCGGACUCGCUACCUCGGGCUCUGCCAGCAGCGGCUGCAGCAGUUCUACAGGACAAGUCUAUGUCCGUGGCGGUACUUACAACGGCGCCUACGGCAUCAUGUACAGCUGGUACAUGCCCAAAGACUCGCCUUCUUCCGGUCUGGGACAUCGCCACGACUGGGAGAAUGUAGUCGUUUGGCUUUCUGCGCAGUCUGACUCUGCAACUCUUCGAGGUGUUGCCGUCUCUGCACACGGCGACUAUGACAAAAGCACAAGCCCGCCGUUGAGCGGGACCAGGCCGAAGAUUGGGUAUACCAGCGUCUGGCCAGUGAAUCAUCAGUUGAUUACGACCAAUGAGCAGGGCGGCGAACAGCCCUGA
Messenger RNA from Parastagonospora nodorum SN15, 594 nucleotides. RefSeq lists its product as hypothetical. The record is from RefSeq and is a predicted model, not a curated record. The coding region runs from base 1 to 594 and encodes 197 amino acids. NCBI's taxonomy places the organism in Eukaryota, Fungi, Ascomycota, Dothideomycetes, Pleosporales, Phaeosphaeriaceae. The transcript is spliced from 2 exons.